AUGUCCCAGCAAAAGUGGAAGAUCGCCUUUGGCUGCGACGAAGCCGGCGUCGACUACAAAAACGCUCUCCUGAAAGAUUUCCAGAAGGAUGCUCGAGUUGAUUCCGUCGUCGAUGUCGGUGUUGUUUCUUGCUCGGACAAGACUGCUUACCCGCACGUUGCUGUUACAGCCGCACGCAAGGUUGCCUCGGGCGAAGUGGACCGUGCCUUGCUCAUCUGCGGUACGGGUCUCGGUGUAGCUAUUGCAGCUAACAAGGUCAACGGUGUUCGUGCCGUCACCGCCCAUGACAGUUACUCGGUAGAGAGAGCGAUCUUGAGCAACGACGCUCAGGUGCUCUGCAUGGGUCAGAGAGUGAUCGGAUUGGAGUUGGCUAGAAAGUUGGCCAAGGAGUGGUUGGCUUACAAGUUUGACCCCACCAGUGCAAGCGCUGCCAAGGUUGAGGCGAUUUGCUCUUAUGAGACUGCUGAUAAGCACUAG
Ustilago hordei is the source of this 477-nucleotide messenger RNA. Its product is annotated as putative ribose-5-phosphate isomerase. Bases 1 to 477 code for a protein of 158 amino acids. The record is from RefSeq and is a predicted model, not a curated record. Gene Ontology annotation, cellular component: intracellular anatomical structure. The transcript has a single exon. Gene Ontology annotation, molecular function: isomerase activity. Gene Ontology annotation, biological process: carbohydrate metabolic process. Lineage: Eukaryota; Fungi; Basidiomycota; Ustilaginomycetes; Ustilaginales; Ustilaginaceae.